AUGGUCCGGUUGAAAAAUCGUUGGCUUCUGUUUGAAAUCACAUACGACUCUACGCGUCCACCUGAUCUGAACCUGAGAGAUAUUUCGUCGGUCGUCAAGGAAUCGAUCAGUUUUAACUUUGGAGAUGUUGGACUUGGUUCUAUUCUUAGUUCAAUCAGUGGAACCAUAAAAAAAUGCCAACUAGCAGCCAUUGAAUAUGAUCGACAACAAAUACUUGCACUCAAACAUGCAGAUAAACUCAAAGAUGAUCAAGAUGUCGAUCAUCUCUUGGAGCGAUCCCGGCGUGAAAUUAUGGCGGUCGAAAUAUGA
Paraglomus occultum is the source of this 309-nucleotide messenger RNA. Lineage: Eukaryota; Fungi; Glomeromycota; Glomeromycetes; Paraglomerales; Paraglomeraceae. The record is from the annotation of a GenBank genome assembly.